UGUCAGGAUUCACUUUGCGACCUUACGCUGUCGACAACGUUUUGUUCAUCCCUCGUGUUACAUAUUUAUACCUAUAUGUAUAUGUAUAUUAGCUGAUUUUUAACGAGUGGCUGAGUAGUUUUAUUAAUUUAAAUAAUUUAGCAGUUGAGUGAAUUAGUGGAUAAUAUAAAUAUAGAACAAAACCACUUAGUUGAACAAGUGGCUACUAUAAAAAGUGGAUAAGUGAUUUUCGUCUUAGUUAUUUGAUAAAAGUUAUCUUGCAAAACUAAAAAUGAAUUAAUGUGUUGUUUGAUAUGGCUGCGAUGCAUUACAACACGACAAUGGUAGCUGAGGAUAUUCAUUCACGUCAUCCAAGACAUACUUACAGCUUAGAAGAGCCUGGUGGUGCAUCGCCUAGCUCUGAAGAGGCGAGGUCGCCAAUCGCUGGCUCUCCUGUUGGUUACAGUAACCCCAAUGAAUCGAGAAGAGACUCAGACACGGACACACUUAAUUCAAGGCUGAUAAAUUACGAGUCUUUUAAGUUCAAUGAUGACAACCAAAGAGGUUUGUUCCGCGAAGAACACCCACCUGCUAAACGUUACCGGGAGAACACGAGUGACGAGAGAAUUUGCGGAGAAACUGGAGUCUGUGCUUCGCCCUCGGAUGACAAUGAGAGCCACAACGAGCCUUCGGGGAGGCAUCAACGGGGUGCUACUGGCAAAACAUCAUUUUGCAUUGACGCGCUUUUGGGCAGAGCGACUGGAAAUAAUCAAAUAAGGCAUUCAAAUUCUGACAUUGAAACAUCCCUGAGAGUUUCAGCUUCCAGAAGAGAUUUCGACGAUGAUUCUGAAACUCGUGGCUCGGAAUCGCUCCUACCGCCACCUUCAAGAAGCUCUGGUUCCUUGGGCAAUCCACUGAACCCGUUUGUGCCGCGAACUGAGCGCAACCACACGGAAUUAAGUCCGGUUACGAAUCCGCGGAUGCUUCAGGCUAUCAGGGAAUCAAAUAACUUGCGUCUAUGUUCGUCAUAUGAUAGCUUCGCUGGUAACCCGGAAGAUUUGGCAGGAGACGUUUCGCGUUAUGACAGAAACAAUGAGGACAAUCAGGAAGAUGACGCAACUACUGAUGUUGAUGUUGAAGAAAUGAGGGAUGAUGACAACGCGAGGAGGACCAGCAGUGCCAGUCCUGGGAGCAAUGGCAGUCAUAGUCCUGUUUCCAGUCCACCGAUUUCUCCGGGUUCUGAGGAACUUAUGUCGAAUCCGCUCAACUCGGGAAUGAGUCUUGUUGGUCAUCCAAGUCAUCGAUCUGAUAAUCUGUCCUGCGGACCAUAUAAUUUGGGUGCUUCGGGAGUUAACGUGGCCGUCGCUAUGAGGCAAAGCCAACAAGGUAUUUUAUUGCAUUCAGGCAGCCCUCUUAUUCAUCCCUCGGGGCUUUACUAUCAUCCGGCAGGGUCGACAAGUGCUUUUCAUUCGAUACACAAAGACUCACAGUCUCUAGGUCAUCCGAGGGCUGGAACCGGCGGCACUGGAGCUGGGUCAACUGGUCCACCGCAUCCUUCCCCGUCACAACAACAAUCGCAUCAUAUUUAUCCACUACAACUCGAGUGGCUCGCCAGAACUGGGAUGCUCUAUCCAAGAUUACCUGCUGAUUUAGCUGGGUGUGCAGCUCAACACGCACUUUUGGGUAAAACAAGGCGACCUAGAACGGCAUUCACGUCACAGCAGUUACUUGAAUUAGAGAAACAAUUCCGGCAAAAUAAAUACCUAAGCAGACCAAAAAGAUUUGAAGUUGCGACUUCACUUAUGCUAACUGAAACACAGGUAAAGAUAUGGUUUCAAAACCGACGAAUGAAAUGGAAGCGAAGUAAAAAAGCACAGCAAGAAGCACGUACUGUUAAGUCUGAUGAUUCAGGAACAUCAUCAGCAGCAGCAGUAGCAACAACUACAACAACAACAACCGGAAAUUCAGGACGAACAAAUUCAUUAACGGAACGUGAAUCCGCUAGUAGCAGUCAUAUUAAUAGCGAAGUUGGAACAACGUCUAGUGCCAGUUCAACUGCUUCAAAUUCAACAGUAGUAAACGCUGGCACUGGAUCACAGUCUGAUGAAACUCGGGGUAAUUCACACGAAAAUCAUCCGAGACUUCUUAGCGAGCUUCGUGAACCUCUUUACAGGCCUUACGUUGUUUGAAUCUUUUAAUUUUGUCACUUAACGUCUGAAAAUUAUACUUCAACUGUAAAUAUAUGUUUAGUUGAUAUCUUCUACGCCGCUAGAACAACUUCAAAAUUGAUUUAUUACUGUCAAGUACCUGUUUUAUUUGUCAAUUAUUUUAGGUUUUUUAUGUAUUAUUAUUCACCCGUCAUUUUAAAAUAUUAUUACCUAGAAAUAAUCUUUUAAAUAUUUUUUGACUCUCCUGAAAAAGUUACUGAUAUCAGAUCAGAAAGCUUCCAUAUAAAAACGAUGUUGUGCGUUUUAGUAUUUGUAAUGUUUAUUAAUUAAUUUUAUUUAAACCAAAUUUUUUUUCGGACCAUGUAAAAAAAUUAAUUAUAAAGUAAAUCUCUUCAUUAUAGUUUUUUCACUAAUCCAACUAGUCACAUAUUUUUUUAUUUCAU
Cotesia glomerata is the source of this 2590-nucleotide messenger RNA. RefSeq lists its product as uncharacterized. Gene Ontology annotation, cellular component: nucleus. Lineage: Eukaryota; Metazoa; Arthropoda; Insecta; Hymenoptera; Braconidae. Bases 294 to 2168 code for a protein of 624 amino acids. Gene Ontology annotation, biological process: spinal cord motor neuron cell fate specification; neuron projection morphogenesis; regulation of DNA-templated transcription. The record is from RefSeq and is a predicted model, not a curated record. The transcript is spliced from 3 exons. Gene Ontology annotation, molecular function: sequence-specific double-stranded DNA binding; DNA-binding transcription factor activity, RNA polymerase II-specific.